Messenger RNA from Heterocephalus glaber (naked mole-rat), 2127 nucleotides. RefSeq names its product solute carrier family 16 member 13 (gene Slc16a13). Gene Ontology annotation, molecular function: monocarboxylic acid transmembrane transporter activity. Gene Ontology annotation, biological process: transmembrane transport; monocarboxylic acid transport. The record is from RefSeq and is a predicted model, not a curated record. NCBI's taxonomy places the organism in Eukaryota, Metazoa, Chordata, Mammalia, Rodentia, Bathyergidae.
CCUCCCGUCCCUCUUACGCAUGCGCCCCACUCACUGCCUGUCCUGAACAGUGCUUUAAUCCCGCCCAGCCCUUCUGGCCCCGCCCCCUGCUCAGGAGUACGCUCGUCCUCAUUGGCAAGCUACGGACAGGAUGUCUGCCCGGUGGGGCAGGUGCUGAUAUUCACAAAGAUAACACAACCCACACAGAGACUGGCUUGCGUCUGGAGCCUGGGCCAAAUCCAGUUUGGCUCCCUAUUCCUUAGUCCAACACUGGGAUCCGCCUGUAGUCUCAAGCCUGGACUCGUAGCUGCGGGCCAGCGGGGCCACGCCUCCGCGCUGGGGCCCCGGGCCGGCCCUGGCCUGCCCUAGUUUCUAGGCGCCUAGGUCCUAGGAGCCUCGGGGAAGGCGCAGGCGCCUCACACGCCUUCCUAUCAGCCUCCUCUCCUCUCCUAAGCGGCCCCCGACCCCGCCGCCGCCCUGCAGGGUGCAUGGGUGGGUGGGCUGAGGUGACCCGUCCAGAGCCCAGCUCCCGCAGGGGCUGUUAGUGGCGGUAACCCGGUUCCUGCCCAGAUGGCGGGCAGAGCCGAGCCUCCAGAUGGCGGCUGGGGAUGGAUGGUGGUCCUCUCGGCGUUCUUCCAGUCCGCGCUGGUGUUUGGGGUGCUGCGUUCUUUUGGUGUCUUCUUCGUGGAGUUUGUCGUGGCGUUUGAGGAGCAGUCAGCGCGUGUUUCCUGGAUUGCCUCCAUAGGAAUUGCUGUGCAGCAGUUUGGGAGUCCAAUAGGUAGUGCCCUGAGCACGAAGUUUGGGCCCAGGCCUGUGGUGAUGACUGGGGGCAUCUUGGCUGCGCUGGGGAUGCUGCUGGCUUCAUUUGCUACCUCCUUGACCCACCUAUACCUGAGUAUUGGGCUGCUCUCAGGCUCUGGCUGGGCCUUGACCUUCACUCCGACCCUGGCAUGUCUGUCCUGUUACUUCUCCCGCCGUCGAUGCCUGGCCAUGGGGCUGGCACUAACAGGAGUGGGCCUCUCCUCUUUUGCAUUUGCUCCCCUCUUCCAGUGGCUGCUCAACCACUAUGCCUGGCGGGGGGCCCUACUGAUGGUGUCUGCCCUCUCCUGCCACAUUGUAGCCUGUGGUGCUCUCCUUCGCCCACUCUCCCUGGCUGAGGACACUGCUAUGGGUGGCCCUGGGGCCCAGCUAACCUCCCUCCUUCAUCAUGGCCCCUUCCUCCGUUAUACUGUUGCCCUCACCCUGAUCAACACUGGCUACUUCAUUCCCUAUGUCCACCUGGUGGCCCAUCUCCAGGACCUGGGUUGGGACUCACUGUCUGCUGCCUUCCUACUCUCGGUGGCUGCUAUUUCUGAUCUUGUAGGGCGUGUGGCCUCUGGUUGGAUGGGAGAUGCAGUCCCAGGGCCUGUGGCACGACUUCUGAUGCUCUGGACCACCCUGACUGGAGUGUCACUAGCCCUUUUCCCUAUGGCUCAGGCUCCCACAGCCUUGGUGGUUCUGGCUGUGGCCUACGGCUUUACAUCAGGGGCCCUGACCCCAGUGGCCCUCUCCGUGCUACCUGAACUGGUGGGGACUGGAAGGAUUUACUGUGGCCUCGGACUGUUGCAGAUGGUAGAGAGCAUUGGAGGACUGCUGGGGGCUCCUCUGUCAGGGUACCUCCGAGAUGUGACAGGCAACUACACAGCUUCUUUUGUGGUGGCUGGGGCCUUCCUUCUUGCAGGAAGUGGAAUUCUCGUUACCCUGCCCCACUUCUUCUCCUGCUUCUCAGCUCCUACCUCCAGGCCCCAGGAUCUUAUAAUAGAGGCACUAGAUACCAAAGUCUCCCUGCCCAGGGAGGAGGGGUUGGGAGAGGACUAAACUCCACCAAGAGGCAUUCAGUCCCCCAAAACCAGAGCUUGACAGCUCCAGGUCCUUCUCCUGCCUUAACAAGGCAUCCAUAGAAACAAAGUGCCUUAAGAUUCUUGAUCUGCCUUGCCCAGACCAGGCCUGGGGCUCCUGUGAUAUGUGUGCCAACCCUUUGUAUUUUGUUGAGGACUCUCAUGUUUUUCCUCCUUUGCUUUCCCAAUCUUUUCUGAAGGAUCCCGGAGGUCCUGCUCUACUGAGCUGUGAAUCAACUGUGAGAAUCAAAGAGACUUUUUGUUUUACAUG